AUGUCUCGACUUGCUGGUAUUCCUCCUACCAAGCCUGAUGAGGCCUUUUCCCUCGUGGCCAGUUUCAAAGCGGAUACAUAUGAUCGCAAAGUCGACUUGUGCCCAGGCUUCUAUCGCGAUAACAAUGGAGAGCCUUGGAUCUUGCCGUCCGUUUCCCAGGCUAAAGAGCGCAUUCACGCGAACUCGAAGCUUAACCACGAACAUCUGCCUCUUCUCGGUCAUCCAGAGUUACUAAGAGGGGCGCAAAAAUUGACUUUUGGUGCCUCUCGAGAUUUGACUCGUGUUGCUGCGAUACAGACUGUAUCGGGCACCGGUGCUAAUCACAUAGCAGCUCAAUUCCUCUCCACCAAACUCAGCCCCCGAACUGUCUGGAUCUCAAAUCCGAGUUGGAUUAAUCAUACUGAAAUCUGGAAGCUCGCUGGCCCGUCAGUAGAGCAACGGCACUAUCCAUACUAUGAUCAUGCAAAUCACAAGGUGGACUUCGAGGCGAUGGUAGAGGCCUUGCGUGAAGAGGCACAUGAAGGGGAUGUCAUCCUGCUUCACGCUUGUGCGCAUAACCCUACCGGGGCUGACUUGACAAGCGAGCAGUGGGAGAUCGUUGCUGGCCUGUGUAAAGAACUGGGGUUGUUCGCCAUCUUUGACAUGGCAUACCAAGGCUUCGCGUCGGGCGAUGUCAAUCAGGAUGCUUCGGCUAUAGCUCACUUCUUCGACCGCUCUGAUCUGGAAUUUGCAGUUGCACAGUCCUUCUCAAAGAACUUCGGUCUGUAUGGUGAGCGUGUUGGAGUUCUUCACAUGGUCGCACUUGAUUCCGAGACUGCAGCCAAGACGGCACCCUUGCUGGUGCAGCUUUCUCGAGCUGAGAUUACCUCUUGCCCUUCAUACGGAGCAAGGAUCAUUGCCGAGAUUCUUAGCGACCAAGCUCUCUAUAAACAGUGGCUCGAUGACUUGGUCGAGAUGAGCAGUCGUAUGAAGACUAUGUGGGCGAGUCUGUACCAAGGGCUUUUGCAUAGAAGAGUUCGGGGAUCCUGGAACCACAUGCUUUCAGACAUUGGCAUGUUCUCUAUGACGGGCCUCUCCAGAGCCGAGGUUACAAUACUCAAAGACGAACAUCAUAUCUACCUGCUUCCUUCUGGUAGACUGUCCGUUACUGGAUUGACAAGUAGUAAUGUGGAGUAUGUUGCAGAUGCGUUUCUUUCCGUACUUGGAAUUAAGUAA
Molecule: messenger RNA, 1215 nt
Organism: Fusarium sp. VM40
Lineage: Eukaryota; Fungi; Ascomycota; Sordariomycetes; Hypocreales; Nectriaceae
Source: the annotation of a GenBank genome assembly